AUGGGCUGUACGAACACAAAGGAAAAAAAAGAUGCUAAUUCUUGCGGUGGGAAAGAACAAGUUGCAGCGGGCGUUGAGGAGUUUGGCAAACUGGCCAAGGAGAAUCCUGUUGCCGCAAAGUUGAAGGAAGAGUGGUCCGCGUUUGUGUGUUCCUUGUCUCUUCCUACGCCUUUGGAGGCACCACGAGAGGUCUGGGCAAAUACGGUGGAUAAUCCUUUAACACACCGCACAGUGGAUAAGGUCGGAAAACUUUUUUUGUUGUACGUAAAAAACGACCUCACACUGCGUGAAUGGGGCGGCAAUUUUGACUAUACUGUUGUUGGGUUGGAAAACCAAGGCUUUCUGAAAGCCACCGCCAGCGUCGACGCCAGCAGUAGCACUGGAAGAUCGAAGGAGGCAAUGUGGGAGGUGAAAGUGCACUAUCACAGUACAGCAAAAACAUCAUGA
Messenger RNA from Trypanosoma cruzi, 447 nucleotides. RefSeq lists its product as uncharacterized. Lineage: Eukaryota; Euglenozoa; Kinetoplastea; Trypanosomatida; Trypanosomatidae. The coding region runs from base 1 to 447 and encodes 148 amino acids. The record is from RefSeq and is a predicted model, not a curated record. The transcript has a single exon.